AUGGCCCAGCUUCCUGUCGCUCUCUACGGGCUCGAGGUCCCCGCCGGCGAGAUCCUCAUUCCCGCCAACCCCGACUUCCCUGCCACUUUCCGCAUCACCAUGGCCGCCAUUGAUCCCUCUGAGGCUCCCGAGGCCGAUGCUGAUGGCAACAUUCCUGCUGUCCCCCGCUCUACCCUUCGCCUCGUCAAGCAGCGCUUCGGUGACGACCUCGAGGCCGGCGAGGAUGACGAGAUCGAUGAGGACUACCUUCAGUCUCUCAUUGACGCCAACGGCGAUGACGACGAGUCGUCCGAUGACGAUGAUGAGCCUAACGGAGGUCCCAGCGACCCCUCCAAGUCCAAGAAGCAGAAGCAGGCUGAGGCCCUUAAGAAGCUGAUCGAGGCUGUCAACGAGGAGGAGUCUGACGAGGAGAUGGACGAUGCCAAGCCCAACGGAAAGUCUAGCAAGAAGGGCAAGGGCAAGGCCUCUGAUGAUGAGGAGGAUGACGAGGAGAGCGAUGACGACGAGGAGGGCCUUGACCUUGAGAACUUUGUCAUCUGCACUCUCGACACCGAGCGCAACUACCAGCAGCCCCUUGACAUCACCGUCCAGGAGGGUGAGAAGGUUUUCUUCGUCGUUUCUGGUACCCACACCGUCCACCUCACCGGUAACUACGUUAUCGACGAUGAGGAGGAGGAGGGAUCCGACGAGGACGAGGACGACGACGAGUACGACCUGUCCCCCGAUGAGCUCGAGUACGGCAUGCCCGAUGAGGACAGCGACGACCUUGACGACACCGAGGACCCGCGCGUCAUGGAAGUCGAUACCGACGAGGAGGAGGCCCCCAAGCUGGUCGAGACUGGCAAGAAGGGCAAGAAGCGCGCUGCCGAGAGCCUCGACGACCUGAUCAAGGCCGACGACGAGACCAAGACCUCCAAGAAGGACAAGAAGAAGCUCAAGAACAACAAGGGUGAGGCCGUCGCCGCCGAGGAGAAGACCACCCCCAAGUCCGACAAGAAGGUUCAGUUCGCCAAGAACCUCGAGCAGGGCCCUACCGGCUCCGCUGAGAAGGCCAAGCAGGCUGGCAAGCCCGCGGGUGGCGUCAAGGUCGUUCAGGGAGUCACCAUUGACGACCGCAAGCCUGGUACUGGCCGCGCUGUCAAGAACGGUGACAGCGUCAGCGUCCGCUACAUUGGCAAGCUCGACGACGGCAAGGUCUUCGAUGCCAACAAGAAGGGCAAGCCUUUCACCUUCAAGGCUGGCAAGGGCCAGGUCAUCAAGGGCUGGGACAUUGGUGUCAUCGGCAUGGCCAUCGGUGGUGAGCGUCGUCUUACCAUCCCCGCCAACCUCGCCUACGGCAACAAGAGCCUGCCCGGCAUUCCUGCCAAGAGCACCCUGACCUUCGACGUUAAGCUCCUUGAGAUCAAGUAA
Colletotrichum costaricense is the source of this 1410-nucleotide messenger RNA. Its product is annotated as FKBP-type peptidyl-prolyl cis-trans isomerase. The record is from RefSeq and is a predicted model, not a curated record. Gene Ontology annotation, molecular function: peptidyl-prolyl cis-trans isomerase activity. The transcript is spliced from 4 exons. Lineage: Eukaryota; Fungi; Ascomycota; Sordariomycetes; Glomerellales; Glomerellaceae. Bases 1 to 1410 code for a protein of 469 amino acids. Gene Ontology annotation, cellular component: nucleolus; chromatin.